AUGUCAAAACAACAAAGCGCCUACGGCACAGCUGCCGGCGAUACCUCCUUCCGCAAGACCUGGGACCGCGCCGAAUAUGCCGAAAAGGCCGCAGAACGUGAUGCCGCCCGCCGCGAAGAAGGGCGCGAAAGGUACGAAGCCAAACUGGCAGGCAAGAAAUAUCACAAGCGCGCGGCAACACCCCCAGAUGCCAAAGACACAGUUGCACGCGCAACACGUUUGGAUUUCGGGAGUAUGGUCGGCAAGACUCAGAUUAUUAGUGCUGGAGCAGCGGUUGGGAAGAGGGGCAGAGGAGCUGGCUUCUAUUGUGAGGCGUGUGAUCUGACAUUCAAGGAUAACAUUCAGUGGGUGGAGCAUCAAAAUAGCCGGCAGCAUCUAGUCGCCGUGGGCGAGACUGGGGAUGUGAGGGAGGCAACUGUAGAGGAGGUGAGGGAAAGACUGAGGUGGUUGAAGAGGAAGAAGGAGGAGGAAGCAGAGGAGGGAGUUGUGGAUUUGGGUAUCAGGCUGGAGGUUGCGGAGCAGAGAGAGAGAGAGGAGAGGGAGGAGAAGAGGAGGAAGCGGAAUGAGAGGAGAAGAAAGGGACUGCCGGGUGGGAAGGAGAAAGUUGAGGAUGAUGCAGAUAAUGGGAUUAUAUGCUGA
This is a messenger RNA of Pseudovirgaria hyperparasitica, 639 nucleotides long. RefSeq lists its product as uncharacterized. Bases 1 to 639 code for a protein of 212 amino acids. NCBI's taxonomy places the organism in Eukaryota, Fungi, Ascomycota, Dothideomycetes, Acrospermales, Acrospermaceae. The transcript has a single exon. Gene Ontology annotation, cellular component: spliceosomal complex; U4/U6 x U5 tri-snRNP complex. The record is from RefSeq and is a predicted model, not a curated record. Gene Ontology annotation, biological process: mRNA splicing, via spliceosome. Gene Ontology annotation, molecular function: zinc ion binding; nucleic acid binding.